AUGUUGAACAUGCUCUUCAAGGAGUUCGACGCUUUGACAAACGAAAGAAAGACAAUGACAAAGAUCAAAUGCAUCGGUGAUUGCUAUGUCUGCGCUGGUGGUAUCUUCGAUGAAGUAAAUCAGCCACAGACACACGCAAGAGAAGUUGUCGAUUUCGGUUGCCACGCAAUCAAGAAGAUUUUGGAUGUUAAUGAGGCUCAGAAUGAAUCAUUAAGAAUCAGAGUUGGUGUAAAUACUGGCGGUCCAAUUGUCGCUGGUGUUUUGGGUACUGAGAAGCCAACAUUCGAAAUCCUUGGCCCAACAAUCAAUAUCGCAGAACAGAUGGAAUCCAAGGGUGUUCCAAUGCAGGUACAGAUUUCUAGACCUGUUUACGAACUUAUCUACGGUUCUCAAUUCGUCAUCAAAGAAAGAGGCGAAGUUGAACUUAAGCGUGGUAAGAUGUUCUGUUACUUAGUUGAACCAUAA
Messenger RNA from Trichomonas vaginalis G3, 465 nucleotides. Its product is annotated as guanylate cyclase protein. Gene Ontology annotation, biological process: cGMP biosynthetic process; intracellular signal transduction; receptor guanylyl cyclase signaling pathway. The transcript has a single exon. Gene Ontology annotation, molecular function: peptide receptor activity; guanylate cyclase activity. The coding region runs from base 1 to 465 and encodes 154 amino acids. Lineage: Eukaryota; Parabasalia; Trichomonadida; Trichomonadidae. The record is from RefSeq and is a predicted model, not a curated record.